Messenger RNA from Balaenoptera ricei (Rice's whale), 1404 nucleotides. It is a transcript of the gene GABRG3, whose product is annotated as gamma-aminobutyric acid type A receptor subunit gamma3. Lineage: Eukaryota; Metazoa; Chordata; Mammalia; Artiodactyla; Balaenopteridae. Gene Ontology annotation, cellular component: postsynapse; GABA-A receptor complex; synapse. The record is from RefSeq and is a predicted model, not a curated record. Bases 1 to 1404 code for a protein of 467 amino acids. Gene Ontology annotation, biological process: signal transduction; chloride transport; synaptic transmission, GABAergic. The transcript has 10 exons. Gene Ontology annotation, molecular function: transmitter-gated monoatomic ion channel activity involved in regulation of postsynaptic membrane potential; GABA-A receptor activity; benzodiazepine receptor activity.
AUGGCCACGAAGCUGCUGUUGCUCCUCUGCCUGUUUUCGGGCUUGCACGCACGAUCCAGAAAGGUGGAAGAGGAUGAAUAUGAAGAUUCUUCAUCAAACCAAAAGUGGGUCUUGGCUCCAAAAUCCCAAGAUACAGAUGUGACUCUUACUCUCAACAAGUUGCUAAGAGAAUAUGAUAAGAAGCUGAGGCCUGAUAUUGGAAUAAAACCUACCGUAAUUGAUGUUGACAUCUAUGUUAACAGCAUUGGUCCUGUGUCAUCAAUAAACAUGGAAUACCAAAUUGAUAUAUUUUUUGCCCAGACCUGGACCGACAGUCGCCUUCGAUUCAACAGCACAAUGAAAAUUCUUACUCUGAACAGCAACAUGGUGGGGUUAAUAUGGAUUCCAGAUACGAUAUUCCGCAAUUCCAAAACUGCAGAGGCUCACUGGAUCACCACCCCCAAUCAGCUCCUCAGAAUUUGGAAUGAUGGGAAAAUCCUUUACACUUUAAGGCUCACCAUAAAUGCAGAAUGCCAGCUGCAGCUGCACAACUUCCCCAUGGAUGAGCACUCCUGCCCGCUGAUAUUCUCCAGCUAUGGCUACCCCAAAGAAGAAAUGAUUUAUAGAUGGAGAAAAAAUUCGGUUGAGGCAGCUGAUCAGAAAUCCUGGCGGCUUUAUCAGUUUGACUUCAUGGGCCUCAGAAACACCACAGAAAUUGUGAAAACAUCUGCAGGUGAUUAUGUUGUCAUGACUAUAUAUUUUGAAUUGAGUAGAAGAAUGGGAUACUUCACUAUUCAAACGUACAUUCCUUGUAUACUGACUGUGGUUUUAUCCUGGGUAUCAUUUUGGAUCAAAAAAGACGCUACACCAGCAAGAACAGCAUUAGGCAUAACCACAGUGCUGACCAUGACCACACUCAGCACCAUAGCCAGGAAGUCCUUGCCUCGUGUUUCCUAUGUGACAGCCAUGGACCUCUUCGUGACCGUUUGCUUCUUAUUUGUCUUUGCUGCUUUGAUGGAGUAUGCUACCCUCAACUACUAUUCAAGUUGUAGAAAACCAGCUACCACUAAGAAAAAGACAUCGUUACUAUAUCCAGAUUCCUCAAGAUGGAUUCAAGAACGCAUAAACCUACAAGUCCCCUCCAACUAUUCUCUCCUUGAUAUGAGUCCACCACCACCGGCAAUGGUUACCCUAAACAAUUCCAUAUACUGGCAGGAAUUUGAAGAUACCUGUGUCUAUGAGUGUCUGGAUGGCAAAGAUUGUCAGAGCUUCUUCUGCUGCUAUGAAGAAUGCAAAUCAGGAUCUUGGAGAAAAGGGCGUAUUCACAUAGACAUCUUGGAACUGGACUCAUAUUCUCGGGUCUUUUUCCCUACAUCGUUCCUGCUCUUCAACUUGGUCUAUUGGGUGGGAUACCUGUAUCUCUAA